Tetranychus urticae (two-spotted spider mite) is the source of this 1215-nucleotide messenger RNA. It is a transcript of the gene Ufd1, whose product is annotated as ubiquitin fusion-degradation 1-like. Lineage: Eukaryota; Metazoa; Arthropoda; Arachnida; Trombidiformes; Tetranychidae. Gene Ontology annotation, molecular function: polyubiquitin modification-dependent protein binding. Gene Ontology annotation, biological process: ERAD pathway; ubiquitin-dependent protein catabolic process. The record is from RefSeq and is a predicted model, not a curated record. Gene Ontology annotation, cellular component: VCP-NPL4-UFD1 AAA ATPase complex.
AUAAUAACAAGCACUUUAAGCAUUUGUUUUUGAUUGUCAUCUUAAAAGUAUUCUUAAAUUUUCUCAUAAGCUGUUUCUUAAUUUUCUAUUUAUAUUGGUUACCACAAUGUUUAAUUUUAACAUUAACGUGUUUAAUGAACCUUUAAGACCGUUUAAUACGGUCUACAAGUGCUUCUCUGUGUCCAUGUUGCCAGGUAGUGAAAGGCAAGACGUUGAAAGAGGAGGAAAGAUUAUCAUGCCACCGUCAGCUUUAGACCAUUUAACUCGUUUAAACAUUGUCUAUCCAAUGUUAUUUAAAUUAACAAAUGUAGCAACCAAUCGCAUGACUCAUAGUGGUGUUUUGGAAUUCGUUGCUGACGAGGGUAAAGUUUACCUACCCUAUUGGAUGAUGCGAAACUUACUACUCGAUGAAGGAUCUCUUAUUCGUGUUGAAUCAACCAGUCUGCCUGUCGCAACAUUUUCCAAAUUUCAGCCUCAGUCUGUUGAUUUCUUGGACAUUACCAAUCCAAAAGCUGUCCUAGAAAAUGCUCUUAGAAACUUUGCAUGUUUGACUACUGGCGAUGUUGUAGCAAUUGUUUACAAUGAUAAAAUUUUUGAAUUAUGUGUCCUCGAAACUAAACCUGGGCCAGCAGUUACCAUUAUUGAAUGCGACAUGAAUGUAGAGUUUGCUCCUCCAGUUGGCUAUAGAGAUCCUUCUGAGGUUGCCAAUGAGAAGAACGAUCUUGAAGACAUUAAUGCUAUGAUUGAAGACCAGGAAGAUCAAGAACUGGCUGGAAAAUAUAUUGACGCUUUCAUUGCUUUUUCAGGAAAAGGUUGUAGAUUAGAUGGAAAACAGAAGGCGAGCUCUUCAACGACAGAAAUUAAACCCAAAGUUCAAAUUAGAAGAGGAAUACCUGACUAUGACUUUCAAUUAGGAACUCUUAAAUUUAAGCGAAACGUUCGCAAAGAAGUUGAUAACAAAGACAAAGAAAAUCAAGCUGGAAAAUCUUUCGAGGCGUUUACAGGAGAAGGAAAAACCUUAAUCAAAAAGAAAUAGGCUUAAAUAUUGUGUUUGUUUUGCAUCUGUAAAUUAUGUUUCGCCUUUUUUUGUAAAUUUACUAUCAAAAUCAUUUUCAACAAUCAAGCCAAUAAAUUGCAGCAAGCUCUAUCUCCCAAUUUCAAACAGUCGAAUUGUUUCGAGUCCAAAUUGAAUAUUAAAUUGAAUCGAAAAUGAAA